Molecule: messenger RNA, 2004 nt
Organism: Gastrolobium bilobum
Lineage: Eukaryota; Viridiplantae; Streptophyta; Magnoliopsida; Fabales; Fabaceae
Exons: 6
Coding region: 41-1900 (619 amino acids)
Biological process (GO): intracellular signal transduction
Source: RefSeq, a predicted model, not a curated record
CAAUCCUAACGUUACUACACUUAUUCCAUUCUCCAAUUCAAUGGGUUCCGAAGUAGUAGAACAACAACAACAACCUAUUCCAAACCCAACAACAACACAAGCUAUAAACACAAACACUCAAAACGCAUCCGAUGAAUCCUCAACCGAAAAACCCAACCGAAUUCAAAAUAUUGCUUCUACCGAAAAUCACGCCAACGGUAACAUUCCUCUCACAAUCGUGCAGCCUCAUUCACUUCUCCCUAAGCCAGUGCCCCCGUCUCGUAGAAACGACGUCGUUCCGUCAACAUUCGGAAAGUUCCUACGCCAGCGCAGCAACGACCUGUCGUCCGCAAUCUCGAGAGGGAUCUCGUCUCUGAAGCACACGAUCGACGAGAAAAACGACGAGUCGUUUAACAAGAAGAAGAGCGACGACGUGACGGAGUUCAGCCUCUCCGGCCUCAAGGUCGUUGUGAUGGUGAAAAACGACGCGUCGUUCGCGAAGGGACGAAUCAGCUUCUUCUCGAGGUCGAAUUGCAGAGACUGCGCUGCGGUUCGGAGGUUCUUGAGGGAGAGAGGGUUGAGGUUCGUGGAAAUCAACGUGGACGUGUACGAUGAGCGAGAGAAUGAGCUUCGAGAGAGAACGGGGAGUUCCACGGUGCCGAAGAUUUUCUUCAACGAGAACCUAAUCGGAGGAUUGGUGGAGCUGAACGCGCUGAGGAAGAACGGCGAAGGCGAUUUCGAGAAGAGGUUGAUGGAGAUGUCCGCGGCGGCGAACGGAAAGUUUUCCGGCGACGCUCCGGCGGCUCCGGUGUACGGUUUCGACGAGAUAUCCGAGGAGGAGGUGGAGGAUGAGAUGGUGAAGGUGGUGAGGGUGUUGCGGCAGAGGUUGCCGAUUCAGGACCGUUUGAUGAAGAUGAGGAUUGUGAGGAACUGCUUCAGUGGUAGCGAGUUGGUUGAGCUUCUCAUUCACCACCAUGGCUAUGCUUCUAACAAGGCUGUUGAGAUUGGAAAACAGUUAUGCAAGAAGCACUUCAUCCAUCCUGUUUUCGGGGAAAAUGAUUUUGAGGAGGGAAACCACUUCUAUCGAUUCCUUGAGCAUGAACCGUUUAUCUCCAAAUGCUUUAAUUUCCGUGGUGCCACAAAUGAUAGUGAACGGAAGACUGCAGCUGCAGUUUGUGAUAGGCUUACCAAGAUUAUGUAUUCCAUUCUUGAGUCUUAUGCUUCUGAUGACAGGAGACAUGUUGAUUAUGGUGCCAUUAGCAAAAGCGAGGAAUUUCGGAGGUAUGUAAAUAUGACCCAGGAUCUGCAGCGGGUGGAUGUCAUGGAACUUUCAGAAAACGAGAAGCUUGCCUUCUUCCUAAAUUUGUAUAAUGCCAUGGUCGUCCAUGCUGUUAUUAGAGUAGGGUGUCAAGAAGGUGUAAUUAAUAGGAGAUCCUUCUCUGAUUUCCAGUAUUUGAUAGGAGGACAUCCUUAUUCUCUUAGUACUAUUAAAAAUGGUAUCCUCAGAAGCAAUCGGAGGUCACCAUAUUCCUUAGUCAAGCCCUUUAGCACAGAAGACAGGCGUUUAGAGCUUGCUCUUAUCAAAAUGAAUCCGUUAAUUCAUUUUGGACUUUGUAAUGGCGCAAAGUCGAGCCCAAAUGUGAGGUUCUUCUCACCCCAUAGAGUUGCUGAAGAAUUGAGAUGUGCUGCUAGAGAGUUCUUUGAGAAUGAUGGAAUUGAAGUGGACCUGGAGAAGAGGACCAUUCAUCUCACUCCAAUUUUGAAGUGGUACACUAUGGAUUUCGGACAAGAGAGAAACAUACUGAAAUGGAUAAUAACUUAUUUGGAUGCAACUAAAGCUGGUCUUUUGACACAUCUCUUAAGUGAUGGUGGUCCUGUUAAUAUCUCUUACAAGAAUUAUGAUUGGUCAAUAAAUUCUUGAAUAGUUAGUAAACCGAUUUGAUUCAGCUCCUGUAGCUACUGAAUUUGACAGAUAUUAAUUGUACAUAUCCCAGAUUUUGAUUUCUUAAUCUGUCGUCCAAACAA